This is a messenger RNA of Fonsecaea erecta, 768 nucleotides long. RefSeq lists its product as hypothetical. Lineage: Eukaryota; Fungi; Ascomycota; Eurotiomycetes; Chaetothyriales; Herpotrichiellaceae. Bases 1 to 768 code for a protein of 255 amino acids. The record is from RefSeq and is a predicted model, not a curated record. The transcript has a single exon.
AUGCUUGAGAACGCGGGCAUCCCAACGGAAAUCCCCCGGGACUGCUGCUACUCAACCACCGACGCAUACCUACUUGAUCUUCUACACUGCCAUGACCAGAGAUUGAUACAUCAACCAAAUGCAGCUAUCAGUGAAUAUGAUUUAGAGGGUCAAAUGGCAACCAUUGUCGCACUACGGGCACUGCUUCCAAAGUUUAUCGACAGGAGAUCGCGGCACGGACCGUUCAUGUUUACAUUGACGGACUUUCAUGAGAGCAAUUUCAUAGUGGAUAGCCAGUAUCGAAUUACAGGCGUUAUGGACCUUGAGUGGAGCUGUGCUUUACCAAGGGAUAUGCAACAUCCACCCUUCUGGCUGAAUGGAGACGAAUUCGAUGAUCUCUACGGAGAAGGCACAGGAGCGAAAGAAGAAAAGUUCGAAAUUGCGUGUGAAGAAUUCCUUCAAAUCUUCGAAGAAGAAAGAGAAUCGUUUCCAGUCCACCCUCGCGACUAUGCCCAAGCAAUGAGAGAGUCUCUCUCGAUAAGAAGGCACUGGUAUCUCGCUGCAUUAAAAAUCCCACGGAUCGCGUACAAUCUUUUUGUCGACUGCAUACAACCUCAAUUUGCCCCUGCCCAUUCCGAAGGAAAGGGAGCAAUCGCAUUUCAAGACGUCAUGGCCAAAUACUGGAGUGCCGACACUUGGAAAUUUACCGAGCAGAAAAGGCGUGACUGGAACAACUAUCUCUGUCAGCUACGAUCCAUCAGCGGUCCAGCAGCGAUCAGACCGGCCUGA